GUCAGCUGCACGGUGAAUUGUUGAUUAGUAUACUUACUCAGACAGGCGGAGGCAGCCUGGUGUGUUUUCUCACAACAACGUUGUUCUUUGGCUAGGGGCGCGCCCAAGACAUUGCAAUUUAUUUUGUAUACAUAUCGUAGCAAAAGGCAAGCAAAAUGUCAAACGCCCUGCGUGGUCUUGCACGCCGCGUGGGAGCUCAAUACCUCCGCAACCAGCGCGUCCGCGGUGGUGGUGGCGAGUACCCUGGUGGUAGCUUCUGGUCGGAGGGCACGCAGACCGGCAAGAACGGCUUCCUCUUUGGCGAGGUGCCCAUCAAUGGGCAACCCCGGAAGACGCUGUGGUGGGAGCCCUACUGGUAUGCUGGUUUCGGCGGCAUGGGCGUUGGUGUCUACCUGAUUUACCACGCCAAGCCGCUGGAGGCCCUGGACAUCAAAUACUGGGCUGCCCCGCGCGCGGCCAAGGAGCUAGAGACGGAGAUGCGCAUGCUAGACAAGCUGAACGAGCGGCCGGACCUGAAGGAGCGGCUCGUGGCGGUCUGCAAGGACCUGAACAUGAUUGAGGACGAGGCGUAUGACCUCGUGCUCAUGCGCAACGAGUACAAGGUCAAGCUGGGCAUGCACACGGGGCGGGUGCCGGAGGACCUGAAGGCCAUCUAUGAGGAGCUGGAGGCGUAAGGGCGCUAGCGGCUUGCUUGCGGGGGCGCCGGGCGGGGGAGGGAGGAGGGGGCGCCGCGGCGGGCCGUGUCCGUGACACGGACACGGCGGCCGGCGCUACCAGGCCGCGCCCCCAGUCCAGCACCCAGCUCGGGUGCGAGCGUGCAUGUGUGGCUCGCUCCACGGGACGAGCUACCGUCUUGGAGGGUGUAGGAUUGGAGGGGGCCUGCAUGGACUGCUGGACGUCGAGGCGCGAGGCAGUAGGUGCCGGCGUGAGGCGAAGUGAUGGGCACUGUGGCACGGUGGCACCGCGGGAGGUGUGUUGUCCUUGAGGGGGACAGCAGCACGCGCAGGGCAUAUGUUCGUGCUGCUCCAUGAUGCAGCUAGGGCGCGUGUGCUGCACGCGGGGCUUGAGCUUAUGAAUCUAGAAAGCUGAUGUUGUGCUAGCGUGUGUGGACGUGUGGACAGGCUUAUAGCAGUCACAGGAACCGUAACGAGGCUGGCAAGAGGCGCGUUACAAACGCGCGACAGGGCGAGCAAACCGUCGCAUGAUGCGGCCGUUAGGCUGGUUGGGCUUGCAGGUGUGUAGCUGGUUGACUAAGCAUCGUGCCGUGCGCACGCAGUAGCACUAGCGAGUGCGGAUGCAGGCGACCGCCGCAAUAACCGGCGUCGGUGCAGGCGGUUUGAUUGGGUGCAUGCAUCCGCUGUAAUAUGAAUGGGCAAUUGCUGGACGGCGACUGGUGCAGCGUGGGGAAAAUACGGGCGUUGAGGCGGGUCUGCAACAGCACAGCGGGGGCGCGGCCGUACGGGACAGCGGGUGAGCGGAUGCACACCACAGUGUUACUAGGUGGGCACGCUACGCCUGGCAGCCACGACGGUGCGAAACCUCUGCGGAUGUAUGUCGCCCCGCAGACUCUAGAGUUUCUGGCAGCGACAGUGUGUCCCGGGCUCGUGGAUCGUGUGAUUACUGUACACGUGUUUCGCUGUCAUCGGUGCUUUUGCCCCGCACUUUGCCAACCAGUUCCCGCAGCCUGCCGAUGGGGGGUGGCUGGUGGCGCCUGUGGGCCAGGCGGAGCGGAUGUAUACCACGUAAAAUU
Chlamydomonas reinhardtii is the source of this 1750-nucleotide messenger RNA. RefSeq lists its product as uncharacterized. NCBI's taxonomy places the organism in Eukaryota, Viridiplantae, Chlorophyta, Chlorophyceae, Chlamydomonadales, Chlamydomonadaceae. The record is from RefSeq and is a predicted model, not a curated record. The transcript is spliced from 2 exons. Bases 156 to 674 code for a protein of 172 amino acids.